AUGAAUCCUAAACACGGAGCCUACAGCCGUGAGGGUAGCCGUGAAGCCCAGAUCGCACUUUCUGCUCUUGCGCGCACCCUACACAUGAGCCCGCUAGUACUCAAGAUUGCUCUUUCUAAUGCUUUCGAUCUGCUGGAAACCACUGGCGGCAAUCCAACGCUCGCGCUGCACCUAAGCUUCAAUCGACUGAACUACUACAUCGACAGCAUCACUCUGGAUAGGGUCAUCGCCGCUUUCCGUGAUGCUUUUGCAUUCAUUCUCAGUGACAAGAAGGGUGAGUGCAACACGAGGCGGUGA
Messenger RNA from Bipolaris sorokiniana ND90Pr, 297 nucleotides. RefSeq lists its product as uncharacterized. Lineage: Eukaryota; Fungi; Ascomycota; Dothideomycetes; Pleosporales; Pleosporaceae. The coding region runs from base 1 to 297 and encodes 98 amino acids. The record is from RefSeq and is a predicted model, not a curated record. The transcript has a single exon.